AUGUCAAAUUACUCUCGUUCAAUGGAAUCUAGUACUCGUUCAAAUACUGUUAAUAAUACAUCAACACCAAAUUUAAAAGCUAUACAAGCGGCUGUUGGUAAAUCAAGUUUGGUGCUCAGAUUUGUCAGUGAUGAAUUUCAAGAAAAUAAAGAACCAACAAUUGGUGCCGCAUUUUUAACACAAAAAUGUCCUUUGGAGGACAAAGUGAUCAAAUUUGAAAUUUGGGAUACUGCUGGACAAGAAAGAUUUCAUUCUUUAGCUCCAAUGUAUUAUAGAAACGCCCAAGCUGCUGUUGUUGUUUAUGAUGUAACAAAAUCUGCUUCUCUUGAGAAAGCAAAGUCUUGGGUAAAAGAACUUCAACGUCAAGCGAAUCCAAAUAUUGUUAUUGCCCUUGCAGGUAACAAGAUAGACCUUGUCCAGAAUAUUGAAGUAAGCGAGGAUGACCCUACAGAAAAUCCGAGACAAGUCUUGACUGAAGAAGCAAAAGCUUAUGCUCUUGAAGCUGGUUUAUUAUUUUUUGAAACUAGUGCUAAAAAAGGUGACGGUGUUAAAGACGUUUUCAAGGAAAUUGCCAAAAAAAUCCCUCUUGAACACAUCAUGUCUGCUCGUCCUGGCACAAGAACAGGUGUAAACACUGAUCAUCGAAUAAAUUUGAAUCAACAUGGAGUUGGACCAUAUGGCAGACCAAAUGUUACUAGAGAUUCUAAUGGUUGUUCUUGUUAA
This is a messenger RNA of Entrophospora sp. SA101, 723 nucleotides long. The record is from the annotation of a GenBank genome assembly. Lineage: Eukaryota; Fungi; Glomeromycota; Glomeromycetes; Entrophosporales; Entrophosporaceae.